AUGAGCUAUGUUCCUAUGGUUAUGUUUGUAUUUUUACGAAUCUCGCCAUGGAAGGGAGUGAUGCGAUUUGGUAAGAAAGGCAAACUAAGUCCAAGGUAUAUUGGGCCAUUUGAGAUAUUAGAGCGCAUUGGCAAGACUGCUUAUCGUUUGGCCUUACCACCUAGUCUAUCUCGCAUUCACAAUGUGUUUCAUGUAUCCACAUUGAAGAAGUACAUGCCUGACCCAUCACACGUGUUAGAUUUCCAACCAAUCCAACUCAAGGAUGAUUUGUCUUAUGAAGAGGAAGCCAUAGAGAUUGUGGACAUGAAGGAUCAAGUACUACGUUCCAAGACCAUACCACUAGUAAAGGUAUUGUGGAAAAAUCAUGCUUUGGAGGAAGCUACUUGGGAGCGGGAGGAUAAUAUGAAAAUUCGAUAUCCACAUCUUUUUCAAGGUAUGAACUAG
Messenger RNA from Camellia sinensis, 444 nucleotides. The record is from RefSeq and is a predicted model, not a curated record. Lineage: Eukaryota; Viridiplantae; Streptophyta; Magnoliopsida; Ericales; Theaceae.